ACCGAGUAUUCCCGUCCGCGAGCCCGUGGUUCAGACCGCCACGAGACCCGCGUCUCCGUUCGUCUGACGUCAUGCUCCGGUAGGAUCGAUUACCUGCGGCUCUGGAUUAUUGAUGAGGAUGAAGAUGGAGGAUCUGCCGGACUGCAGAGACGUGGAGAACAAGCUGGGUCGGAAAGUUCCGGAGAGUUUGAUUCGUUCAUUCGCGGGCGAACCGUUCAGAGGCUCUGAAACCCGCGAGCAAACCGAUGAUCUACAGACGCUCCACAACAAGAUCAGCUUCCUGCGGCAACAGAUGGCUCAUCUGCGCUCAAUCGAUGUCACACUGAUGCGUCAGCUGCUGUCCAUCAACGAGGGCAUCGAGUCGCUCCGCUGGGUGCUGGAGGAGCAUGGGGGCGGGGCCAGCCGCGAGGGCAGCGUGACGGACAGCUUGUGCAGCCUAUCAGACGGAGCGGAGUCAGAGCGCGGCUCCUGCAGCGACGGACUGGACGGGAUCUCGCUGGGCAGUUAUCUGGACACGCUCGGAGAGGACGACCUCGAUCGCUCCUCGCCCGCAGACCUCUCAGACCACGAGACCUUCACCAGAUCUCCUCCACGGCCUCGCGUGGACACCGACGAGUACUACUGCUUCGCAUAACACUAACGUGUGCCUGAAUAAAGACAUCCGACCCAGAUCCA
Molecule: messenger RNA, 675 nt
Organism: Carassius carassius (crucian carp)
Lineage: Eukaryota; Metazoa; Chordata; Actinopteri; Cypriniformes; Cyprinidae
Product: leucine rich adaptor protein 1-like
Exons: 2
Coding region: 113-634 (173 amino acids)
Biological process (GO): positive regulation of canonical NF-kappaB signal transduction
Source: RefSeq, a predicted model, not a curated record